CGAUCUCAUUGGGCUCAUAGUCUCACAUAAGCUUCGUAUGCUCUGAAAGUUGGUGGUCAGCUCGAAAAGCUAUUGAUUCAUAAAACUAAAGUCUCUCUGUAGUAACUGCUCUGAUUCACGACGAGAACCUAACAUACAUUCCAGUCCGGACCUUUAGCUGGGAGUCCCCCCCCCUCCCCACGCCCCGAGUGGCUCUGCUGGAGCAGAGAGGUUAAGUGCCUUGUUUAGGGACGGCUAGAUGAGUUGGCUGCCGCGCGGACGACAGACAAAUCCACCCACCCACCCACCUCGCCCCCCUGUGGUUUCGAACCGUCAACUUAUCCGUCCCAUUAACAGCUUCUACGACAGCUACCUUCUCUGUAAAGAAACCAGGGAGACCCCCUUGUGCCCCUGAGUAACUUGUAGUCUUGGUUCGCCUUUAAAUUUCCUCCGUGGCUGGGUACUACAUCUGCCACUGCCAUCAGCGGCAGCAGCGGCAGCGCUGCUUCUUGAUGUUGUGGUCGGGAAUACGCAUGCGCCCGGCAUUGGAAUUACUGCACUGGCAAGAAUAAGUUGGACCUCGACUGUCUUCACCAAAAGAAAAAAAAAAAACAUAAGUAUGGCAGUGUUCAGAAAAAACAGAAUGGAGUGUUUUUGCGUGUGGUUGUUCCCUCUCGUGGUGGCCGUGGUACGCGCCCAAAGUGCCGGUGUCAGUGACCCUAGCAACAUGUCUUUGGUUAAAGAAACGGUGGAUAGACUGUUGAAAGGUUAUGAUAUACGAUUGAGGCCAGAUUUCGGAGGUCCUCCGGUUGGUGUGGGAAUGAAUAUAGACAUAGCCAGCAUAGACAUGGUAUCAGAAGUUAAUAUGGACUACACAUUGACGAUGUACUUUCAGCAGGCCUGGCGGGACAAGCGGCUGUCCUACUCUGAGAUUCCCCUCAAUCUGACCUUAGAUAACCGGGUGGCUGACCAGCUCUGGGUACCUGACACCUACUUCCUCAACGACAAGAAAUCAUUCGUCCACGGUGUCACAGUGAAAAACAGAAUGAUCCGACUGCACCCAGAUGGUACCGUUCUGUAUGGUCUAAGGAUCACCACCACUGCCGCUUGUAUGAUGGACCUGAGAAGGUACCCACUGGACGAGCAAAACUGCACGCUCGAGAUAGAGAGCUAUGGUUACACUACAGAUGACAUUGAGUUCUACUGGCGCGGAGGAGACAAUGCAGUAACGGGCGUGGACAAGAUUGAACUGCCCCAGUUUUCCAUUGUGGACCAUAAGCUCAUCUCCAAGAAUGUCGUCUUCUCCACAGGUGCGUACCCUCGUCUAUCCCUGAGUUUUAAGCUGAAGAGAAACAUCGGGUACUUCAUCCUGCAGACAUACAUGCCUUCUAUACUUAUCACCAUCCUCUCCUGGGUCUCCUUCUGGAUCAACUAUGAUGCCUCCGCUGCCAGAGUGGCUCUAGGUAUUACCACGGUGCUCACCAUGACGACUAUUAACACCCACCUGAGGGAGACCCUCCCCAAAAUUCCCUAUGUCAAGGCCAUAGACAUGUACCUCAUGGGCUGCUUCGUCUUUGUCUUCUUGGCUCUGUUGGAGUAUGCGCUGGUAAACUACAUAUUCUUUGGACGGGGCCCUCAGCGUCAGAAAAGGGCAGCUGAGAAAACUGCUACAGCCAACAAUGAAAAGAUGAGGAUGGAUCCAAACAAGUGGCUGGUGGGGAAUGUAGUUGGCAGAGAUGAUACUCUGUAUGCAAGGAUGAAACAAAGGGAUCUUGAUGGUCAUGACACAAUGUGGGAACCAAUCUUUGUGGAUGAUGCAGCAAUUGGACUUGGCGAUCAAAAGAAUAAGAUGGACCCACAUGAAAACAUCCUUUUGGGCACCCUCGACAUCAAGAAUGACAUGGGUGUUUCAGAGCUGGCUCUGGGUCUCAAUGACCCAAGAAAUACCAUGCUGACAUACGACAGCUCAACUCUACAGUACCGCAAAGGAGGACUGGCCAGGCACAACUUUGGCCGAAACACGCUCGAGUGCCACAUGAGUCAAAAGAAGAGCAGACUACGGAGGCGUGCUUCACAGCUGAAGAUCACCAUCCCAGACUUGACUGACGUAAACUCUAUUGACAAAUGGUCGAGGAUGAUCUUCCCAACUGUCUUUUCCUUCUUCAACAUUGUUUACUGGCUUUACUAUGUCAAUUAAAAGAAAACAAGGACAUCAGUGAGGGCAGGAACAAACAGCAAAAUAUGUUGCUCAUUUCUUGUUUGUAUCUGGUUUGUUUCAUUUUUUAUGUAAUCUUGUUACACUGGACUGAAUUAUUCUAUUCAGGACUGGAUCCGUCAUAUCUUGGAAUACCACGUUUGCUGACUAACACAUGAAAACCUUAUAGAAGAGAGAUUAUAAACAUAUAAGGUGCCUGUUCCUGAGUAACUGCUUAAAAUUUUACACAUUUUGUGAAUUUUUUAAAUGUUGGUUUGCAUUUUUUUUUUUUUACGUUUUUAUCAUGUUUUACUGCUACAUAGUUCAUUGCCAAAAUAUCUUAUCAGUUACAAAUUGACAAGUUGACACAUUUUAAUUAUCAUUUAUUUUAACUGACACUACUUAAAAAGUGCUGAAGCAAGUUCAGGUCAACAGGGUUUUCUAUGUUUCAAUAUGUCAAAGAAUCAAAAUGUAUUGUUACUAAAAUUAAUUUCGUACUAAUAUAUAAGGGCAUGAAGUUCACAAUUUACAAUAUCAUGUCAUUUGAAAGAAAUUUCAAAUCAGUCUUUUUCUACUUUAAUAUAUAAGGAGAACUAUAUAAUUAAUUUUUGAACAUUUUCUCAGUUCAUAAACCACUUAAAUGAGGUGGCAUUAACUGAUAUCAUGUAGGAUCAUUUUAAAACUUCCAGGUUUUAACUCAGAUUGCACUAAAGAAGCCUGUUGAAGGUCACAAAUGGCAUAAAAAAAAGCAUAAAAAUAACAUAGCUAAUAACUUGUCUUUAUUGUGUCCUGUUCAUAAUAUCAAACUGUUCAGAGUAGCAUAGGGUAAAAACAAAAAGUGUGAAAGAGAAAUAUGUAAUAAAGAAAAUAUCAAAUAUUUAUCUUCAGCCAAAUUGGCUUUACUUAUAUAUCUGUAAUUAAUGAUUUUGGAUUUAACCCCAAAGCACAAACACAUGGUAUGGAUGUCUUUGAGGAGGACUGUAUCUGAUGAACGUAGUUUAGACUUGUAAAUAUCACCUGUAUAGCAAUUAUUAAAGGGUAGAAACCUAGAAAACUCCCUUUUCAGCUUCUCACUUUUUCAGAUACUGAUAAAAACAAAUGUUCACAACUGCCGAGAAGUCACUUUAUUAGCUAUGAUAAUUCAAGAGCAUGUACUGUAUGUCAACGCUAAAAGGACUCAGUUGGUCCAUCAGAAGGCCAGUACGCACAAAAAGCACAAAUAUCAUCAAAAAUCUGUUUGUUUUAGCAUAAUUUUCUUACGGAGAUCAUUUUUCUUUUUAUCGCCAAUGAGUUUAAAUAUUGUAUCUGCCUCCUAAACCAGAUUACUAUAUUAUAGGUGUAAAGUCUCUUACUUAUGUAUUGUUUCCAGAUUGAAAAAUAGACUGGUGAUCUUAAGGGACAUAUCAGUAAAUUCAAAAUUAACUUAUGAAAGAUAACUACAGAUUAUUUACUGUUGAUCCUGUGCUUCUGACUUUAUGUGCAAAAGGUAGAUUUUCUAAAAGAUUUUGCACACGUUCUUAAAAGCCAUAGAGGCUGUACCGUAGUUCUUCUGAUACAUGGUGCUUAUGAGGGGGUGUCUUAAAAUGAACUUUGUUGAUAUGAAUAUGAUCAUACUUUAUGUUUCAGUUACAGAAAGGUAAAAAUAUAACUAGGGCUGCAUUACAUGACUAUCUUAUUCCUUUUCCCAUAGAUUUGCCACAUUGUGAAUAUGAAUGAACUCUUGUGUUAUGGCCUCUUCUUCUGUGCACACACGAAGUAUCAAAUCAUUCAUCAAAGAAUGAAAUUUGGAAACAUGGAGAAAUGAGAACUAGCAUCUGGAGCUGUUGUCUGCUUUGUCUCGUGUUCUUCUUUAGAGUUCACU
This is a messenger RNA of Scatophagus argus, 4034 nucleotides long. Its product is annotated as gamma-aminobutyric acid receptor subunit beta-2. Gene Ontology annotation, biological process: monoatomic ion transmembrane transport; regulation of membrane potential; chemical synaptic transmission. Lineage: Eukaryota; Metazoa; Chordata; Actinopteri; Scatophagidae. The transcript is spliced from 10 exons. Gene Ontology annotation, cellular component: GABA-A receptor complex; neuron projection; synapse. Gene Ontology annotation, molecular function: GABA-A receptor activity; extracellular ligand-gated monoatomic ion channel activity; neurotransmitter receptor activity. The record is from RefSeq and is a predicted model, not a curated record. Bases 599 to 2176 code for a protein of 525 amino acids.